Molecule: messenger RNA, 1138 nt
Organism: Medicago truncatula (barrel medic)
Lineage: Eukaryota; Viridiplantae; Streptophyta; Magnoliopsida; Fabales; Fabaceae
Product: binding partner of ACD11 1
Exons: 5
Coding region: 170-919 (249 amino acids)
Molecular function (GO): RNA binding
Source: RefSeq, a predicted model, not a curated record
AAUUUUUGUGUCAAAAAAGCAAAUUUCAUAUAGCUAUUAAAAGUCAACAAUAGUUUCAACAGUUUCAUAUCUUUCUUCAAAAACUGUCAACAAACACUGAAAAAGAGUCUCCUCUCUAUUCGUUCCAGUUAGUUCCAUCGUUUUCUUCAAUUUCAAAACUGUGAAAACCAUGAAUUCGGUUGGUGAUGGUUACGCCGUUGAAGUAACUGGUCUUUCACCUCAAGCCACUGAUAAAGAUGUCUAUGAAUUUUUCGCUUUCUCUGGUGCUAUUCAACAUGUUGAAAUUAUCAGGUCUGGUGAUUAUGCUUGUACUGCUUAUGUGACCUUCAAAGAUGCGUAUUCUCAAGACACUGCAUGUUUACUCAGUGGAGCCACUAUUUUAGAUCAACGUGUAUGCAUAACUCGCUGGGGGCAGUAUGAAGAACAUGAUUUUUGGAGCAGGCCCUCCUAUAGCCAUGAGGAGGAGAAUUCUUAUACUACACAACAUCAGACUCAACAUAGCAGUCAAUUUGUUUCCUCUGCUGGAGAAGCAGUUGCUAUGACUCAAGAAGUCGUUAAGACCAUGCUAGCAAAGGGAUAUGUCCUUAGUAAGGAUGCAUUAUCUAAGGCUAAAGACUUUGACGAGUCACAUCGGGUUUCUGCCACUGCAACAGCCAAGGUUUCUGAAUUGAGCCAGAAAAUCGGCCUCACUGAUAAGCUAUCUGCUGGUUAUGAUGCUGUUAAGUCUGUCGAUCAGAAGUAUAAUGUCUCUGGAACAACAAUGGCAGCUGCAUCCGCAACCGGAAGAACAGUAGCAGCAGCUGCAAACUCAGUGGUAAAUAGUAGCUAUUUUUCAAAGGGAGCCUUGUGGAUGUCUGGUGCUCUAACAAGAGCCGCUCAAGCUGCAUCUGAUUUGGGUAACCGCGGUACUAAGCAGUGAGACAUUGAAAUUGGUUUACUCUCAUAUUUUCUUGUAUAUAAGCCUCUGCUAUAUAGCUUCUCUAACUCUACAGUACCUAAGUGUAUAAUUUUUAGUUUCUACCUUGUACACUUUUAUUUGGUAUUGGUCUCUACAAAAAUUUGUAUCGGUUUUAAUCCGUAAAAAAUAGGAUGAUUUGAUUUGCUUUUGGUUUUCAUUGUUUUGGUGGUACUUGAAUUA